UUUUUUUUUGGUGGAGAAUGCGAAGGGCAAAAUUGAGGCAAAAUUAAGGGCAAAAUUCUGGUUUUUUUUAGUUUUUAUAACGAAGCUAAGAUUGCUUUUUAGCUCUUAGGAUGAAUCUUUGUCUGCUUCUGAGAGCUUUGUUACCAAAACUGCAGGUGCUGUAACUGCAGAUGUGACCUUGAAAAGUCCAGGCGGACUGCCAAUACUCUGGGAUGUUUUGUAAACUUUUGUGCACUCUCGGUAAACUUUUUUUGGCUGCUGCUAGCCUGUCUUUGUAAAGAGAAAAAAAAAAAAAUGUAUACAAUGUGGCAUACAGCUCCAGAGGAAGCUGCUAAUUUUGUAGAGCUUGGGGUUUUAAAACCAUCUCCCAGUCUCUCCUUUGAAUCCCUGAUGCAUUUUCUGAAUGCCCAUUUGACCAUGUUGUCAAUCUCCUUGAAUGCACUACUCAUCAUUCUAGUCAUUUCACUCAGUAUCUAUUUUUUGAGGAAGCCUUCUCCAAAGCCAGAGGAUACUGAGUGGCAGGGAGUGUGGAGAAAAUUGGGAGAGACCUUAGAGAGAUGGGAGUCUCCGGUGUCAUGGAACUUUACUCCUGAACACAUGGAAGAUCCUGAGAGCCUAAGUGAAUAUUUGAGACAGAGAUGUGACAGCUUUGGCGAAUCUGAGGAGGCACAAAUCAUUUGGGGCCUAGCUCAUGCUUAUCGGGCCUUAUUCAAUACUAUCCCAGAGAGGGAGAGACAGUUUGAAACCAAAAUACAGGGUCUCCAAGCUGAAAUACAGGGUCUCCAAAUCAAAAUAGAUUGUUUCCAAGCUGAGAGAGAGAGUUUCCAAAAGGAAAGGGAGAGUUUCUGUCAGAAAGUACUGAAUGAGCGAGAGAGUCUCCAAGCCGACAUGCAGAGUUUCGAGGAGCGGGUCCGAGCUGAAAAUGGGAAUCUCCUAACCAGAGAAAGAAAUCUUCGAAUUGGCCAAGAGUGUCUCCAAGCUGAGAAAGAAAUUCUCCAAGCUGAAAAGGAAGAUCUCCGAGCUGAAAGAGAUAAUCUCCAAUCUCAGGAGAACAUCUUCCAAUCGGAAUGGUACACCUUCCAAAAUGAGCGGGACACUCUGCAAUCUGAGCGAGACACUUUCCAAAAUGAGCGGGACACUCUGCAAUCCAAGCUCGACUGUCUCCAGUUUGAGCGGGACACUCUCCAAUCUGAGCGAGACACUUUCCAAAAUGAGCGGGACACUCUGCAAUCUGAGCGAGACACCUUCCAAAGAGAGCGGGACACUCUACAAUCCCAGCUUAACAGACUCCAAACAGAACUACACGCCCUCCAAUCCAACUUUCAUGCCGUAACAGAAAAGUUGGUCCAAGCCGAGCUUGAGAGACAGAGCAUGAAAAACAACCAGCCUGAUCAACCACAGAAGGCACCACAACUGAUUUCAGUUGCCCCUGUAAGAGGACGGAAGGUGAAACGAAUAUCGCUUCCUUUGGAACAGGAGACAGCAAAGCGAGAAGGUCCAGGGGAGCCACCCCAAAGUCCAGGGGAAGGGCCCUCAACAAGAUCCCGGUCACCAACGCCCACCAGGGCAACAACAACUGAAAGAGACGUUGAAACCCUUACUACUUGUCCUCUGAAAAUGACUGAACUUCGAGUCUUGAGAAAAGACUUUACACAGCACCCAGGUGAACGCAUUGUCACCUGGCUACUUCGAUGCUGGGACAGUGGGGCCAACAGUGCACUGCUAGACAGUACAGAAGCCUGCCAGCUGGGAAGUAUUGCCAGAGACUCAGCGAUUGACAGAGAUAUCAGAAGAUGCCAGGAUGAGUCUUUCACCCUUUGGAAGCGGAUGCUAUUAGCUGUGAAGGAAAAGUACCCCUUCAAAAACGAUCUGAUGCCUGAGGCAAAGAAAUGGACUACUAUGGAGAAGGGCAUCCAAUAUUUGAGAGAAUGCGCUGUAGUGGAAAUGUUACAUGACCCUGGAUUCAUUCCUGAUGAUCCAAACCAGGAGCAUGAUCCUGAGAGAAUCAGGUGUACACCAGACAUGUGGCAUCCAUUCACAAGAACUGCACCAGAAAAAUACGCCGGUACAUUAUCAGCCAUGUAUGGCAGAGGGGAAAGAAGACCCCCUAUGGGUGAACUGAUUUCCAGGCUCCAUGACUUUGAGAUACAUUUAACCCCUCUGCAAGUUUAUGCUUCAGCCACUGUAAAGGUGACUGAAAGACUGGAUAGACUUGAGAGUGAUCAUGAUGAUAUAAUAGAGGAACUGACUUCUUUGCCUCAUGACGAUAAACCUGAUGACAAUCAGGAUUAUCGAGACACCCUACGGGAGGGGCUGAGCAAUUUGUUUUCCUCCCAACUUGCAUCAUCCAACAUCUCAGCUACUAUAAGAAGAAGACAUCCUCCUGCUCAAGCAAGUGACAACAGUAAGACUAUGUCACGCGUUGCAUUGUGGCGUUUCCUACGUGACCAUGGAGAAGACAUGAAGAAGUGGCACAAAAAACCCACUCCUGCACUACAAGCAUGGGCAACAGAACUGCUAGCCAAAUCAAUCACCAAGGCGAAAUCCUCCGCUCCUGUCGCUGCGGGAUGUGGUAAAAGCCGUAAGGGCCCUGAUCAGAAGAACAAGGGAGGUAACAAGUAGAGGGGCCCUGCCCUCAGCCAGGGGGGGGAAAGGGAUAAUAGAGUUUAUUGGACUGUGUAGAUUCGAUGGCCUGACACAUCAGAACCACAGCAAUAUGAGGCACUGGUGGACACUGGUGCACAGUGCACUCUAAUGCCCUCGAGUCACCAAGGGACAGACUCAGUUUACAUUUCUGGGGUGACUGGGGGUUCCCAAGAGUUGACUGUGUUGGAGGCUGAAAUAAGCCUCACUGGUAAAGACUGGCAAAAACAUCCUAUUGUGACUGGUCCAGGGGCUCCGAGUAUCCUCGGUAUUGAUUACCUCAGGAGGGGACAUUUCAAGGAUCCCAAAGGGUAUCGAUGGGCCUUUGGAAUAGCUGCUGUAGACACAGACAAUGUUAAGCAGCUGUCGGUUUUGCCUGGCCUGUCAGAA
Molecule: messenger RNA, 3033 nt
Organism: Numida meleagris (helmeted guineafowl)
Lineage: Eukaryota; Metazoa; Chordata; Aves; Galliformes; Numididae
Exons: 1
Coding region: 295-2622 (775 amino acids)
Source: RefSeq, a predicted model, not a curated record